GCUGGUGUCUCAUCAGGAAACGACUGAGGAAAAGUUUCCCUCCUUCCUAUUGUCCACUGCAGCUAGCUAAAUAUUUUACCAAACCACCAUGAGGCGAACACGGGCUUCUAACAAAAAGAGCCAGAGUGCAGCAGAAAGUGAAGAUGUCCGGCUGAAAACAGAGUGGCAGUGGAUGGGAGACGGCAAGCAGUGGGUGGCGUAUCCGCCCGCCGCCUGCGCCUUGCUGGACUCAGCCGUGUCUUCUGGGGAGACGUCCGUCACUCUGCAGCUCGGCUCGGGGACGGCCUACGACGUGGAUCUGAAGAAGAUGGUCCAGAUAAAUCCUGUCACCAAAUACAAGAGGAAGAUUCGCUCCCACACCGUGAAGCUCGAAAGUUCAGCGGAUGAUGGUGAGGCGACGACACAAAAUGGGAAACCGGCUGAAGUCAAAGAGGAAGAAGAAGAAGAGGCAGAAGAGCAGCCUGCGCCGAAGAAGAGGAGAGGACAGAGCAAGAAGCAGAUAAAGACAGAAGAAACUCCCAAAGCAGAGGCAAAAGAUGAAGCGGAGGUUGUGAAGAAGGUGGUCUUGAAGGGAAUGGCUCCAGUGGACCCAGAAUGCAAAGCCAAGCUGGGAAAGGCUCACGUCUACAGUGAAGGAAAAGAGGUUUUCGAUGUGAUGCUCAACCAGACGAAUCUUCAGUUUAACAACAACAAGUAUUACCUGAUCCAGCUGCUGGAGGACGACUCCUCCAAAGCCUACAGCGUGUGGAUGAGAUGGGGCCGAGUGGGCAAAGUGGGCCAGAGCAGCCUCACCGCCUGCGGCGCAGACCUGCUCAAGGCCAAGAACGUCUUCAAGAAAAAGUUUUUCGACAAGACGAAGAACGAGUGGGACGACCGGCAGAACUUUGAGAAGGAGCCCGGGAAGUACGACAUGGUGUUCAUGGAUUACAGCGCCAACGACAAGGAGGAGAAUAAGACCACGGUGGACACCGCUCCCAAAAAGAAGACCUCCAAGCUGGAUGAGAAGGUUCAGCAGCUGCUGGAGCUCAUCUGUAACAUCAGAACCAUGGAGGAGUGUGUGCUGGAGAUGAAGUUCGACGUCCGCAAGGCUCCCCUCGGAAAGCUGACCACUGAGCAGAUCCGCGCCGGCUACCAGGCGCUGAAGAUGAUCGAGGACUGUCUGAAGAGGAAGGGCAGCGGCCAGCAGCUGCUGGAGGCCUGCAACCAGUUCUACACCCGCAUCCCGCACGACUUCGGGCUGAGGACUCCGCCCAUCAUCCGCACGGAGCAGGAGCUGAAGGAUAAAAUCGCCCUGCUGGAGGCGCUGAGUGACAUCCAGAUCGCCGUGAAGAUGGUGCAGAGCAGUGAGGACGGCGACGAACACCCGGCCGACAAACAGUACCAGGCCCUCCGCUGCAAGCUGCAGCCCCUGGACUCCAGCAGCAGCGAGUUCAAGAUGAUAGAGAAGUACCUGCAGUCCACGCACGCCCCCACACACUCCGACUACACCAUGAGCGUGGUGGACAUCUUCUCCGUGGACCGGGACGGCGAGAGCGCCAGCUUCCUGUCUCAGCUGCACAACAGGACCCUGCUGUGGCACGGCUCCCGCCUCUCCAACUGGGCCGGGAUCCUCAGCCAGGGCCUCCGGGUGGCGCCGCCUGAAGCCCCCGUCACCGGCUACAUGUUUGGUAAGGGCAUCUACUUCGCUGACAUGUCGUCAAAAAGUGCCAACUACUGCUUCGCCUCGCAGAACAACAAGGUCGGGCUGCUGCUGCUGUGCGAAGUUGCCCUGGGAGACUCCAACGAGCUGCUCAACGCCGACUACGAGGCCAGCAACCUCCCAGCUGGGAAGAGCAGCACCAAGGGCCUGGGCCGGACCGGGCCGGACCCCAGGAAGGCCGUCACGCUGAACGGAGCCACGAUGCCGAUGGGCCCCGGGGUGAAGACCAGCGUGGGCUCGGCCAGCGGCUACUCCCUGCUCUACAACGAGUUCAUCGUCUACGACCCCGCCCAGAUCCGCAUGCGCUACCUGCUGAGGAUCCAGUUCAACUACUCGUCCUCGCUGUGGUGAGGCGCCCAGCAGUGUCUGCACAGACCCUGCUCCAGUUCCUCUUGGCUGACGCUCAUUUAGCUCCGGUAUGGCCGCUGGACUCUGGGGACCAGGGAGGGCUCGUGGUCGUGUGUGUUUGUCCCGUUUGCUGGAGGGAAUCCAUGAAAACACUACAUCCAGCCAAUCGGACGCCUUCCUGGCGCCGUCACACGAUGGACGAGCAGCGUUACGCUUCUUAAGCUGGUCUGUUAUUCUAAUGAAGCGAGGGAGCGUACACACGAUCACAGUUCCUCCUGUUCAUUUAUCCCUGAUCAAAAAGAAAAAAAAAAAAA
Salarias fasciatus (jewelled blenny) is the source of this 2361-nucleotide messenger RNA. RefSeq names its product poly (ADP-ribose) polymerase 2 (gene parp2). The record is from RefSeq and is a predicted model, not a curated record. Gene Ontology annotation, cellular component: nucleolus. The coding region runs from base 89 to 2050 and encodes 653 amino acids. The transcript has 17 exons. Gene Ontology annotation, biological process: protein poly-ADP-ribosylation; double-strand break repair. Lineage: Eukaryota; Metazoa; Chordata; Actinopteri; Blenniiformes; Blenniidae. Gene Ontology annotation, molecular function: NAD+ poly-ADP-ribosyltransferase activity.